This is a messenger RNA of Brassica rapa (field mustard), 2526 nucleotides long. RefSeq lists its product as uncharacterized. The record is from RefSeq and is a predicted model, not a curated record. Gene Ontology annotation, molecular function: microtubule binding; protein kinase activator activity. Lineage: Eukaryota; Viridiplantae; Streptophyta; Magnoliopsida; Brassicales; Brassicaceae. Gene Ontology annotation, biological process: regulation of mitotic spindle organization; mitotic spindle assembly; activation of protein kinase activity. Gene Ontology annotation, cellular component: nuclear microtubule; spindle.
UGGUUAAACAUCAAUAUCAUCUAGGUUAAGUAUACGAACAACACAAAUUCAAACAUCACAAAAAAUAUUUACAUAAACAUUAUAAUACAAUAAUUUAAUCAAAAAAUACAAUAAAAAAAAUAAUAUUCAAAAGAAUAGUUAUAUACUUAAAUUUGAAAAUCAAAGAUAUUUUUGCUAAAAUUGUAAUUACCUCGCCAAGAAGAUCGACCAUCUUUUUUACGGAUUGAUCGAUUGUUAAGCAUGUGGUCGAUCCGAAAAUACUCUGCAGUUUAAUUAAAUAUCUAAAACAUUUAUUCCAACACUCAACAGAUAGUUUUCCUAAAUAUGAUAACUAGAUAGCCAAUAAAAUUACAAAAAAUAUUUAAAUAGUAAAAAAUAUGUUAAUUUAACGUGUUAAAAUUUAAAAAUAAAUUUUAAUUAUGACAUACAUCUUAACAUUUAUAUAAAUAUAUAUCAUAACCUAAAUAUAAAUAAUUUAACAACUUAAAUUAGAAAAAUAUAAAAAUCCCGGGCGUAGCCCGGGUUAAUCCCUAGUAUCUUUCUUCAUUUAAAGUUUAAGAUUGUAGUGAAUGAAAAAUACUUUGGAUAGAAACAUCAGUUGGUGUUACAUUCGACGUAUUAAAACAUAUUAGAUAUUUUGGUGGAACUUAAAAACUAGAGAACCAAACUCAAAAUACAGAAUUUGUGAGCUGUAGAUAGAAUCCGCGCCAACUGAAUAAGGGCCGUUGGCCGUUACCUUCUUCCUCUCUCUCUCUCUCGUCAUCUCCAAUCCUUCUCUCUCCCCUAAUUUUCUGGAAAUUCAUUCGACUAGGAAGGAGAGAGAGGGAGAGGAGAAGAGCAUCUCACGAUUCUUUUGUAAUUCUGUUGAAUGUGAAACUCUUUCCCUCUCCGAUUUCGUCGGCUUAAUCAUGGUUCCGUGUUUUUCGUUGGAGGAGUUCGACAUUGAUUUCGAAUUCGAUGCACCUCGUUUCUACGAUUUCUCCAGACCAGAGCUUGAUUCCGAGACAGAUGAAAUCGAGUUCUGGUUCGAAUCCGCGGGAAACUACCCUCCUUCGCGUAAGACACACGUUAGGGCAAAGAUUCUGUUUAUUACAAACAUUUGUCUUUUUGUUUCUCUCUCUCUUACAGUUCGGUAAUAAUAUUAAUUAUGAUGUUUUUUUAAUUAUCUCAGCUUUUAGCCCAAAGUUUAAUUGGAAACUUGAGCCACUUCCAGUUAAGCAACUUACAAACACCAGCUCAAAAACUAAGCCUGUGGAUACCGGUCUUAAUCCAAAAGAUAAAUACAAUGGGUUCAUAUAUUAUAACCAAACGGUUAAAGAUGUCUCCAAGACAAAACCGAAAUCAAAAACAAAAUCAAGUAGUAGCUCAACUUUAACAAGACCUACUGUUUCUUUGCUUGCAAGGCAGAAUAAACCAUUAGACGUUUACUCCGUUCAACUUUUGACAAGAUGUCAGAGGUCAUUAGCAAAGUUUGGUGAUAACUUAUCUCCAAUCUUAGUCUCUAAGUUGCAAAACCAAGACACCAAAACGCAAAAACUGGAAGCUAAGAUGGAUCAAAUUAACUCCAACAGAAGAUCUAAACUCACUGUUCCUAAGGAACCGAAACUCAGAACUGCAGAAAGAUCUGAAAGACACAGGUCUAAGGUUAACUCAGAAAUCAAGCAGAAUGCAAAAUCAAGGAUCACUUCACCUAAAAUAAACACUACCAACAAAAAUAUUAAUCAUGAACCUUCUUCAGCACCUCUGCCUAAAAGUAAUACUGUACGGUCUCAAGAUCUUAAGGCAUUUGGUUUAAGAACAUCACUGAGAGCAAAGGAACGCUCUUCAAAUGCUAAGAUUAAUGCCAUACAAGAGAAAGAAGCUACUAACUCCAGAACGCUAUUAAAAGGUAGGAGAGCCAAAGGAAACCACAGCGGGAAGAUACACUGCCAAGUGUAUGAAUCUAAGAUUUUCCCUCUAGACUCAAAGAGACCAAGCAAAGAAGGACUCGGCGAAGCAACUAGCAUCAAAUAUGGAACUCAAAAGUCUUGCAGGACAUAUAUUAACAGGGGCCUGGAUUUAUGCAGCAAAUUCGAUUCACAGAAAAUUGCAGGGAGCUUAAUCAUGGCUUAAUCUUCACCUUGAAGAUCAUUGCUUAAUCUUCACCUUGAAGAUGUUCUUAUCAUGUUGAUUUAUACACACGCAUUCCUAUGUCUCUAUACAUAGAAACGUGUACGCUUGUUUUUGUUUAGAUAUAUGCUGAGAAAUAUAUUUCAUUGAUUUUUUGUUGUUGUGUGGUCAUAUGUUAUGUAAGCUAUUAUUUAUUAACUCAGAAGAUUAAAGACUUUAACUAACUCAUGAACUUUUUUUUUGAAAAAGACAAACUCAUGAACAUGUUCUUGGUAGAAAUUACUAGAUAACUUCGCAUAACCAUUUUGUAUAACUUUUUUUAAAAAAAUAUUAAAUUUACUUCACUUUUGUACAAUGAAUACUACUAUGGUGUAGUUUAUGAUACUUGUACUUGUUUAAUCUCUAAUCAGUUUCUAC